AUGUCUAGAACACUUAUUUCUCCUUUGAUAAAAUCUACUUUUCACUGUAGCUGUCACAAGAGUAUACAACCUCAUUUAUUAUCAAUAUUCAAAAGAGUCUGCUCUUAUAGUCGAAGUAAUAUAGAAAGACUUGAUAUGUUAAAAAAGGUUUACUUACCUCUCUUAACCUAUAAAGAAGAAACACAAGAAUGGUCCAAACUUAUUAAAUCUGGAAAAGCUGAAUAUACCGAUUUUUUGAAAGCAAUUGAUAGCCUCAAAGCCUCCUCAAGAAUUUCAUCUGUAGACAUUUUAAAAGGACUGACUAAGAAUUUUAGCUUGAAUGACUUUCUAAAAAAUAUAGACACGCCAUUACCUGCACUAAGUUCUCUUUCUGAUAAACUAGAAAAUGAAGUUAUCAAAGUUCAAAAUCAUCUACUAGCAACCUAUUUUCUAUAUAAUACUUUUUAUAAGUUAGAUCAUGAAAUUAACCUUGAUGAAGUCCCCGCAUUGAUGGAAAGAUUCAUACAAUUUCGAGACAAGAACCAAAAUAGUAGUCUUCAUCCUCUCAUAAUCGCUAGUCGUAUACUUUUGAUCUUCCUUUAUAUUAAUCCAUUUGCAGAUGAAGAAUACACAUCUACUUUAUUUCUAGCACAAGCAGAAAAGGAUUCGAUUCUACUAUAUGCUUUGGUUGUGCAAAACAUCUUUAAUAUUUUAAUGAGAUAUCAAGCAUAG
This is a messenger RNA of Scutellospora calospora, 711 nucleotides long. NCBI's taxonomy places the organism in Eukaryota, Fungi, Glomeromycota, Glomeromycetes, Diversisporales, Gigasporaceae. The record is from the annotation of a GenBank genome assembly.